AUGGGUGCUGAGAUGUACAAUCAGGUGUCCGUCUACCGAAAGACUAGCCCAUUCGAGCAAUGGCACCGGUUCCGACGAAUUUCGGUGUCUGAGAGCAACGUGUUUACUCGGUGCCGCGCUAUUUUGCGAAAAUGUGGAAUAUGCUGCGGCAUGCGCCAGACGCAGGGAUCCGCGAGGGACGUGCUAACAGCAUACUGCGGUAGCAGAACGCGUGGCUGA
Messenger RNA from Postia placenta MAD-698-R-SB12, 219 nucleotides. RefSeq lists its product as hypothetical. The record is from RefSeq and is a predicted model, not a curated record. The coding region runs from base 1 to 219 and encodes 72 amino acids. The transcript is spliced from 2 exons. NCBI's taxonomy places the organism in Eukaryota, Fungi, Basidiomycota, Agaricomycetes, Polyporales, Adustoporiaceae.